AUGAGUAUGAAUGGGGGUGAGUCAAUGCGCAGGCGCCUGGCCGCCUUAGAGCUGAGACUGCUUGAGCGUGAGAAUGCAUUUGAGCAUGCAGCUUAA
Molecule: messenger RNA, 96 nt
Organism: Echinococcus granulosus
Lineage: Eukaryota; Metazoa; Platyhelminthes; Cestoda; Cyclophyllidea; Taeniidae
Exons: 2
Coding region: 1-96 (31 amino acids)
Source: RefSeq, a predicted model, not a curated record